Molossus molossus (Pallas's mastiff bat) is the source of this 1377-nucleotide messenger RNA. RefSeq names its product WD repeat containing, antisense to TP73 (gene WRAP73). The coding region runs from base 16 to 1377 and encodes 453 amino acids. Lineage: Eukaryota; Metazoa; Chordata; Mammalia; Chiroptera; Molossidae. Gene Ontology annotation, molecular function: protein binding. Gene Ontology annotation, cellular component: mitotic spindle; microtubule organizing center; MWP complex. Gene Ontology annotation, biological process: mitotic sister chromatid segregation; protein localization to mitotic spindle pole body; microtubule anchoring at mitotic spindle pole body. The transcript is spliced from 12 exons. The record is from RefSeq and is a predicted model, not a curated record.
UCGGGCGGAGGUACUAUGAACUUCUCCGAGGUGUUCAAGCUCUCCAACCAGCUCUGCAAGUUCUCGCCGGACGGCAAGUACCUGGCGUCCUGUGUCCAGUACCGCCUGGUGGUCCGGGAGGUGAACAGCCUUCAGAUCCUUCGACUGUACACGUGCCUGGACCAGGUUCAGCAUGUCGAGUGGUCGGCCGACUCCCUCUUCAUCCUGUGUGCCAUGUACAAACGGGGGCUGGUGCAGGUGUGGUCUCUGGAGCAGCCCGAGUGGCACUGCAGGAUCGACGAGGGCUCCGCGGGGCUGGUGGCCUCCUGCUGGAGCCCUGACGGGCGCCACGUCCUCAACACCACCGAGUUCCACCUGCGGGUGACCGUCUGGUCCUUGUGCACGAAGUCCGUCUCGUACAUCAAGUACCCCAAGGCCUGUCCGCAGGGCAUCACCUUCUCCCGCGACGGCCGCUACCUGGCCCUGGCCGAGAGGCGGGACUGCAAGGACUACGUCAGCAUCUUCGUCUGCAGCGACUGGCAGCUGCUGCGGCACUUUGACACGGACACACAGGACCUCGCUGGCAUCGAGUGGGCCCCCAACGGCUGUGUGCUGGCGGCGUGGGACACCUGUCUGGAGUACAAGGUCCUGCUCUACUCCCUGGACGGCCGGCUCCUGGCGGCCUACUGUGCGUACGAGUGGUCCCUGGGCAUCAAGGCGGUGGCCUGGAGUCCCAGCAGUCAGUUCCUGGCGGUCGGGAGCUAUGACGGGAAGGUGCGCAUCCUCAACCACGUGACCUGGAAGGUUCUCACUGAGUUUGGGCACCCCGCAGCCGUCAGUGACCCCCGAGUGGUGGUGUAUAAGGAGGCCGAGAAGAGCCUGCGGGGGACGCUGGGCCGCCCCGCGUGCCCUCCACCCAGGGCCGCCGAGAGCAGAUAUGAGAUCGCCUCCGGGCCGGUGUCCCUGCAGACUCUGAAGCCCGCUGCUGACAGGGCAAACCCGAAAAUCGGCAUAGGCGCCCUGGCCUUCAGUCCCGACAACUACUUCCUGGCCACGCGGAACGACAACGUCCCCAACGCCGUGUGGAUCUGGGAUGUACGGAAGCUGAGGCUGUUCGUGGUGCUCGAGCAGCUGGCCCCAGUGCGCUCCUUCCAGUGGGACCCGCAGCGGCCCCGGCUGGCCAUCUGCACGGGCGGCAGCAAGGUGUACCUGUGGUCGCCGGCGGGCUGCGUGUCCGUGCAGGUGCCCGGGGAAGGUGACUUCCAGGUGCUUGCUCUGUGCUGGCAUUUCAGCGGGGACUCGCUGGCCCUCCUCAGCAAGGACCACUUCUGCCUGUGUUUCCUGGAGACGGAGGAAGGGGCUGGCACCGCCUGCGGGCAGCUGGGCGCCCACACGUAG